Molecule: messenger RNA, 961 nt
Organism: Suillus bovinus
Lineage: Eukaryota; Fungi; Basidiomycota; Agaricomycetes; Boletales; Suillaceae
Product: ATP7, subunit D of the stator stalk of mitochondrial F1F0 ATP synthase
Exons: 6
Coding region: 116-637 (173 amino acids)
Biological process (GO): proton motive force-driven ATP synthesis
Molecular function (GO): proton transmembrane transporter activity
Source: RefSeq, a predicted model, not a curated record
GGCCUUACCUCCGCUCGUUGCAGGCUAUUCUCGCGUCCUUGGCAGCAUUAUCACUUGUGGUCAGCCUACGCGUGCCUCUUAGUUACUCGCAUUACUUCCCGCCCUUCUCUAAGCCAUGGCAUCAAAAGCAGCAGUAGCUGCGGUCGACUUCACCCGCAUUUACUCGACACUUGGGCUCGGAAAAGAUACCAUCGCUGCUCUGCAGGCAUUCCGCAAACGGCAUGGGGAUGCUCAACGCAUCCAGUCCCAAUAUGCAUCUCAACCCACGACCGUUGACCUCGCACACUAUCGCUCUGUCCUCAAGAACAAGGCAAUUGUCGACGAGGCUGAGAAGCUGUUGAAAGACUUCAAGGUUGUUACGUACGACGUAUCUGCCCACGUCAAAGCCAUCGAAACUUUUGAGGCCAAGGCGGUUGAGAAAGCUCAAGCGACCGCCGCCCAGAUUGACGUGGAACUCAAGGAGUUACAAGCAACACUUGCUAACAUCGAAGAGGCUCGUCCGUUCGAAGACUUGACGGUGGAGGACGUCGGUAACGCCCACCCACGGAUACUGGAAGCCGUCGAGACCAUGGUUAAGAAAGGCAAAUGGACUGUACCUGGUUACAAAGAGAAGUUUGGCGACCUUUCAUUGAUGUGAGCUAUUGCUGUAACUUACAUAGAGCAUUGCACCGCAUUCCCUAUCCCGAUUGCAUCUUGAAUUCUAUAUACUGGACAGACCUAUACUGUUCUGGUGCUCGUCAACAAAAUUGAGUUGUUUGUCUGGACCUCUCGUUAAGAUUUAGAGUUGCCUAAAUGCAUUACUGACGAAGGAUAAAAACAACGUUGAUUUUAAGCUAAUAGCACUGAUAUCUGCUAAGUCAGGUACGGGGGAACGACAGUACUAUUAUGGAGGUUAAUAAGUAGUGGACGAACUUCUAACCAUAGGAAGUCAAAUCCAAACGAGGUCGAGACUCAGCAUGAG